Temnothorax curvispinosus is the source of this 4649-nucleotide messenger RNA. It is a transcript of the gene sas, whose product is annotated as putative epidermal cell surface receptor. The transcript is spliced from 11 exons. NCBI's taxonomy places the organism in Eukaryota, Metazoa, Arthropoda, Insecta, Hymenoptera, Formicidae. The record is from RefSeq and is a predicted model, not a curated record. The annotation marks the transcript as partial. Gene Ontology annotation, molecular function: protein binding.
ACGAUCCGCUCGAUUGUUUUUCCAGGCGGAGAGUACAUCGCGCCGCAUAACGAAACUGCCAUAAACAUUUCCUCGACAUUACUUCCGAAAGCGUCAGUGUGUAUCCACGGAAAUCGCACUUAUUCAGCGGGUGAGAAAGUUGUCCGAGACUGCGAGGAGAAGUGCGUGUGCUCCGAAAGUGGAAUUAUGGAGUGUCAGCCUUUAUGUAUCUACCCUUACGUUAGAGCGGGCAGAGACUAUAAGGAUCCUUUGUGCCAAGAAAAACUGGUUGUUGAGGAACCAUGUUGCGCCGUUAUUCUCUGUCCAGAUUCAGAUACUGAACCGGACGAGACGUGUGUGUUCGGCAACAUUACAGUGGCUAGAGGAGAACGUGUUGAAGACGGUUGCUCCAGGAUAUGCAUUUGCGAGGCUGGCGGCCAUUUGAAGUGUCAGCCCAGGCCCAAGUGUCCACCGAAUGACACCAUAGCCAAGCAGCAUGAUCGCUGCGUCGCGCUAACCGACCCUAGUGAUCACUGCUGCACAGUUACACUUUGCGACGUUACUUUGGCCGAUCACGAGUUCAGACUGGAGAAUUCCACCGAUCUGAGCGUACAAUUAAUGGACGUGAAGGUGUUGAAUUCGACGGCGAUCAAAUUAAAAUUAUCCGCGAAGAAUCCUCAAGACGUUACCAUAGAGAUCUCGCAGGACAAUCACGUAUGGAGACAACAGAAUCCCGAUAAAGAUGGUAUAGUUUCGAGUUUGGAGCCCGCGCACACGUAUUACGUUCGCGUGGCGGAAGGAAGCCGUACCGGGCUAGCCAUACAGGUGUCCCUACCAGCCGAAGUGGUGAAGACGAAUAUUUCGGAGAAAACAUCCGACAAGAAUACCUGCAAUUACAGGGGAAAAUCAUACAAAAUUGGCGCGGAAUGGUACGAUGAGUGUAUCUCCUUCUGCACUUGCACAGAGAGUGGAAAAAGUGAAUGCGCUACGAUAGAGUGUCCUACGGACUUUGGAUUGGACUUGUUGGAUCCUCACUGUCUAGAUUGGGAAACGGUUCCAGCGAAUUUUGUCCCAAAAGCACCACAAUGCUGUCCCCAGGAGGUGCGCUGUAGGAACAAUGGCUCCUGUAAUUAUGAAGGAGUUACGUACGACAACUGGAGCGAGUUACCGUCAAACGUCACCGGCUGCGAGAGGCGUUGUUAUUGCGAGAUGGGCAAUGUGUCCUGUCACGCUGCUUGCAAAUUUGUACCAGCCCUGCCGCCUGCCAAUUUACCAUGUCCUUCUCAUCAAGCAACAUUGACGCAUGUACCUGCUAAUCCGUGCUGCACGCAAUGGACCUGCGGCCAUCCUUCGUCACAACUGCCAGGGGUGAACGUGACGACCGCGUAUCCCGGCCCCUUAGCCACAAACACGUUUGAUCGGCAAACGAUUGACAAUAUCAAAAGACCGAAUAACAAGUCGGAAAUGUUCAAGCCCAGCCAGGAACCGGAGCACAGUACUUCUCCCUUCUCGGAAGACCCGAAAACCGAUCAGACCCAUACGGACACUACUGCUCACGGACCUCCUCACUAUCCUAUGGAUCCAGGACAUCCUACGGUGCCCUACAACGGACCUUACAGUCCCGACUUCCUAUCCACUCAUCUCAAUGUCGAGGACAUCUUUCAUUUGCCCGUUCACUCCGAAAAGCCGAUAUCGAUCCCGAAAGAAAAAUCAAAGUCAAAAUCCGACUCGAAGAAACCCGUAGAAUCGCUGAAACCUCACAAGGAUAUGAUUGAUCAGUAUUUCCCUGGUCCGUUAGCACCUGAUAGAUUCUCCGAUAAGGCCGCUUCGAUGCCUACAUAUCCUAUUAAUGAAAAUCAACCUGCACCAGGUUUAUUGAACCCGAACAAAUGGACUUCUUUGCAAAAAGAUCGUCCAAACGAUCAGGCUCAGUUCAUUCCGUUACACCCUCAACCGGAUACAUCAGAUCCAGGAUUCUCUUUUGCUCAUAGUAACGGAGAAAAUACCUCUCCGGUCAAUUAUAAUAACCAAUACUCAGCGGUUGGACUUCCUCAUCAGGGUUCGAUCCCGCUCAAAUCCGAUACGAUCGACCCGAACGUAAUUGUCCCUAAGAAGAAGACCACACCAAGUAAUCCCUUUGUCGACGCAGAAAAAUCAAAACCGUCCUCGGUAUUGCCGGAUCGGCCGAAACAAGGUCAAAGAAAUCCCGAUCACGAGACUCUGCCGGAACAGUUGUACCACCUGAUAAACUCGCAGCACCCCGGCCUAAUUCAGCUCAAUCAUACUCCUCCCCAAGGUCACCCGGCUCUGUACGAUCUUCACCAACAGAUCUCUAGUCAGAAACAGCCGUCCGGCAAUCGAGGUCAACAGCCCCCUUAUUUCGGGACGGCCGCGGCGGCGCCCAUCGCGCCGAAGAAGACGACGAAGCCCCAUGUCUUCGCGCAGAAAGAUGAGAACGGGCAGACCACUUAUCACAUUCACACGCCCGACAUUCCGAAUACCCCGCAGCAAAUCGAGGAGCUAUUAGCGCACAUCGGUCAGCACGAUCCCAAUCCCGGGCCCUUCCAACCCUAUCCCGGCCAGCCAGCUAUACCCCAUAACGUGCCGAACGGCCCGCUGCCAACUCUACCACUCCAUAUAGACGCUCACAUACCACAGUCAGGACUUACGCACUUGAACCACCCGCUCGCAGCACAAACGCCCAGUCAGUCAGGUUUGGACCAUAACAUUGUACCUCCAGGCUUUGCUCUACCUGGAGGUAUAACCGGAUUCCCAGCCGCGUCUGCCUCCAAUGAGGUCACAAUGCAAAUACUGGAAGCGCUAGAUGAACAUACGGUUCGAUUAGUGUUCACCGUACCUCAGGUGCUGGUAGGGCUGCACGGAAGAGUCGAGCUGCGAUACACCAGCGAUAAAACGAAUUUCGAUCCAUCCACGUGGAAGGCACAGGUGUUUGCCCCUCCUAAUGACUUGAUCGCGACACCGCAGCUUGAGUUUGAGCUGGGUGAUCUAAAGCCGAUGACCGAAUACAAGGUGAAGAUUACGGUGAAACUGAAGGACCUGGCCAACAGUCCAACCAGCAAGAUUUACAGUGUGCGUACAUUGGAGAAACACGCGGAGGUGACGACCCUGCCCCCGCAAAUACCGAUUGACGCCGAACUUAGAAUAGCAGAGACGAAUUCGACCUGGGUUAACGUUAUGUGGAAGAAAUUCACGGAAUACGAGCUGCAAUUCAUAGACGGUGUUCAGUUGAGAUAUAAAGAAUACGAUAGUAAGGUUUAUGCGGCAACACCGUUGAUCCAUCGUGCCGUAACGAAUUACGUAAUUGAAAACCUGAAGCCGUCAACCACGUAUGAAGUCGGUAUUUACUUCAUACCGUUCCCAGGACAAUUAACGGAGUUAAUUAGUGAAAAAACGAUUCAGGUAGCUACGUUUACGGAGCCAAAUCCCUACUCUUUCGAUGUAAAAGUUGAGAUUAAAACUAUCAAGUCGACGGACGUGGAAGUGUCCUGGAGUGGCGUGCCUUAUCCAGAGGACAAAUACGUGAAUAUUUAUCGUGCGAUUUACCAGAGCGACACUGGCAAAGAAGACACUAGUACCUUCAAAAUCGCCAAGAGAGACGCUCACGCUAAGACAGUAAUCGGUGAUCUAAAACCUGGCACUAGAUACCGAUUAUGGCUCGAAAUAUAUUUGACGAAUGGAAGAAUAAAAAAGAGUAAUGUGCAAGAUUUUGUCACUAAGCCAGGUGUUCUCUUACCGGCUACCGUGUCUCAGCAAGCUGGAAAAUUUGCAUCGCUUCCCCUGCAUGAAGGAGAUUACUAUGGUCCGCUAGUGAUAGUGGCCAUUGUGGCUUCCUUAGCGAUACUAUCAACCUUGAUUCUAUUAAUGAUGCUGAUGAAAAGACGAACGAGUAGUAAGGCUGACAUAUCACCUCGUAAAACUACAUCAGCAUACGACAAUCCUUCCUACAAGACUUGUGAGGAUGCAGUUACGAUACCCAACGGAAGAAACAAAACUACAGCAGACCAUGAAAUGGCUACCAUCAAUUCGAAUGUCAAAGAAACUGCCUGAGGUUUUAUAUAAUUUAUUAAAUCUGUAUUUAUUUAUAUUAAAGUCUGCAUAUAAAAGAUGCAUCUAUUAAAUCCGUCCAUACGUAUGACCAUCUCAAGACUUGAGUGAGUAGGAUAGUUCAGAUGGAUUUUGUUUACAUUUGUACAGUUUACAUUUGUAUUAUUAGACAUUCAUAAAAUAAAUAACGUAUUUUUAAAAGUUAUGAUUUUAUGUAAAGAACGUCAAGAACUAACGAGAUUCACAAUAAGUAUUUUUAAGUGGAAUGGUCAAUGAAUGAUUCAGUUUUUUAUCAAAACAAAAGUGCAAUUUAAACAAAUUUAACCACAUAUUAUUGAUAUAUUUUAAAGUAUAAAAUAAGAGAAAAUUAUGAUUAAUAAGCAUCCUUCGUAUGUACAUUUGACGUCAUGGAUCUUAUAAAAAACAAAAAUAAGUUUGUAAUUGCACAUACGUAUUUGGAAUCCGUAUUUAAAAUUGUAUUCAAAAUUCAUACGUCAUUGCGUGUGUGUAUGUGUGUAUGUUGCGUUGGCAUAAUAGUCAUAGUCUUUUCCAUGCUAGUGUAGAUAGCGAAAGAGGAUUUAUAAUAAAUAAAGCUUUUAAAAUUA